CGCGUUUGCUGUGAAGUGGGUUCGGUACAGACGAGAAGGGCAUUUUCUUGACCUCUUCUCAUAACCUCAUAUUAGCGCUCAGUUGCACGAGGUGUCAAUUUCUGUGGCAUGGGGGCUUCGGAAAGCAAAGCAACUUCCGCGUUCACGUUGAAAGAAGCCAUAUGGGCGGACGGGGACGCGGAUGGGAGUGCAUUCAAUUUGCACCGGGCGGUCAACAAGGCGACUGGACAGCCAGCGUCGGUAUUCACGUUCAGAAAAAUACGUGGUCAGCCGGACGAUGGGGAUGAUGUUGCUGUGUUGGGCAAGGCAGUACAGCGGCUACGAACAAUACGCCAUCCUGGGAUCAUAAAAUUCAUCAAUGCAGACUUGGACCAAAAUGGAGUCUUUAUUGCAACGGAGCCGGUGACCCCACUUUCAAAGGUUCUGGAUUCUUUAUCCCCAGAAGAAGUCUCCAUGGGCAUAUACAAUAUCUUGAAAACGGUCGACUUUUUGCACCGACAAGAGCUGUCACAUAACAAUAUUCAAAUGGAUUCCGUUUUUGUUACCGGUGCUGACCGAAAGUGGGUUUUGGGUGGAAUGGAGUACGUUACUUCCUUUGACGAAAAUCCUGCCGCAAUCCUUCCGAAAGUCCAUCUUCAUUUCCCUAAAGACUCAAUACCUCCAGAGGAUGUAACUCCCACAAAGCAGGAAGGAAUUCAGCCGGAUGCCCGGGAUGCAUACGCAUUAGGAAAGCUAAUCUCAGGAUUGAUUGUUCCAUUUAUGACUGCCUCGAAAACCACCAAGCAUACCAGCAGUGUUUUUGUCUGGGGAAGUCUACAAUCGGCCGCCGAGCGAUUGUCGUCGCAAGACCCUGCGGAUCGUCCACGUGUAGAGGAUGUCUUACAUGAUUCUUUCUUUGAGGACAAUAUAUUCAUCAAUGUCGUAGAGAAAUUCUUGAAGGAAAUCCGCGCUAUUGAUCCAGAAAUCAAACGGGAACGCUUUUCUCACCUAGCAGCGGAGAUUCGGUUACUACCCCCCGCAGCAACUGUAAAUUAUGUCCUUCCUCUUGUGUUGACCCGUGAUACCCUCUCGGAAACUGGUGCAAAGGCCUUUUAUGAUCUGCUGUUCGUCCCAAAGAUUGGUAAAUCUGGGAAAGGUCGGGAUUCCGCGGCGGGGAUUCUUCCAGUGGAUAUAUAUGAUGAGCAGGUCCUGCCCUUUAUCGAAGAGAUGCUGAAAGUGCGGACCUACAAUGUGCGUAUGGUCAUGCUAGAGCUCUUUGAUAGAUACUUGCCAGAAUUGUUGGAGUGGGACAAGAGCUUACUACACAGUAUACUCAUCCCAGAGCUUGUGGCCGGUUUAGAAGAGGCCGAUGAUGCCAUUUACAUAUUGUCCCUUUACUCCCUGUCAUCACUUGUUCCACGCCUUUGUUUGGACACUCAAUCAGCAACACCUAUUGCAACAUCACGCGAUGGCUCAACAAUAUCACUUUUAAACGCAAAUACCGAAGAAGCUACUCAACCCAUUGGAGCGGGCAUCACAUCGAUGCCAUUCAGUCACGAGCCGCGAUCAACGAAUCCAAGUGGCCUGCAUGAUGAGACGGGCGAAGCCAGUGGAGCUCCUAAGACGGUGCGGAAAAAGACUUCCUUGCCGCCGGCAGAUACCUCAUCAACGAUAACGGGUGCGCCGCCGAUACGCCGAAAGGCCAGUCUAGUGCUCAUGCCUUCGGGACCAGAUUUCGGAGAUAGGAAGGAGGCAUUGCCCGUCGUCAGAGCGAAGCGGCAAAGUGUGGUGCCCAUGAAUGGCCAGGUAGAGAAGGGUGCAGCAACCGGAAGUGGUUCGGGAACUGGUCCUGCGAGUACUGCAUCUCCUGCAGCUCCGGAGACUCGAUAUACUGCACAAUUGUUGGUUGAGAAUCUGAUUAUUCCGCAUACAUUGAAUGUAUGUGUCUCGGAUACUAUACCGAUGGAACAGAAGUGGCUAGUGAUUGAUGGAUUGGUCACAUUGUGGAAGAAGCUGUGUGUGAUGGAAGGGACUAGCAAGGGAUCGCCUGACGUGCGGUACCUGACUGCAAGUAUCAUCAAAUGCUUUCACUUGAUUAUGAAAGUGCUACCACCUGUGUCAAAAAGCGAGUUCUUUUGUCAGCAACUGGUUGGCGACUUGGAAGGGGUUGCGGACUCUUCAGCGAUGCAUUGGCUUCCUAAAGUCAUUGAACUGGGUGUGCCAUCCCUGAAGGAUGAGAACAGAGAUGUCCGUCGCCAGAUCUCACAAGCACUGCUCAGGAUCAUUACUUUUAUCAGUACAGCUAUGGAGCGUGCUCCGACAGUGGCGCGUAAACGCGACGAGAGCAGUGUAGCCAGCAAACUACGUAGAGUAUACGGACGUCUUGCCCGAACUCGAACGAUAUUUCCCCGAACAGGUCCAAGGGUGACACCAACUGCAUUCACUUUGCAUGCUCACCGCUCGUCGGUAAAGUCCGAUGCAAACCCCCGAAACACUGCAGAAGCGCUGGCGUUUCAGUCUAUGCCUGAUCUUGAUACCGCGGCUCAUUCCGACGACGGUUGGAACGAUAAUUGGGGCGAUGAACCUGAGGUGCCAGAUCAACCAAUAGAAAAUCAACCUACAGCAUCAGGAGAUGACGCAUCCACGCAUGGGUCAGUAUAUGCAGAAUCAUACAGCAGUGGGCCAGUGCCAGAUCAAUGUAGCGUGAAAUCGAACGAAGAUGCUGAAGCCGAGCGUCAGAAGAAGAAGGAGCUGUUACGAGUCAAACGGGAAGCACGGGAAGCUGAGUUGCGGUUAAAGAGGGAAAGAAAGAAGAGUUUAAGGGGUACAUCGAGUUUGGGCAACUCCCCAGAUCCUAGUCCGGUUGAUCGUCAACCAGAGUCACCGACCGAUAGCCAAUCGCUCAAUGGCAAUGCCAGCAGUGAGGCAUCCCCACAUACUAUUCCUCCUGAUCCAAGCCAUCUGCCGAGUCCGACUGGCCAAGCUCCUGACGGGGAUAAAGUUCCAAAGUCCGUAGUAGAGGAGGUGGAUUACUUCAAGGAUAUGGAACCAACAAUAACCCCUCCAUCUCAUAUUUCUGCUGCAAGCGCUGAUGGGAAAAGUCCAACGACCCUCUCAACUCCCCUCAUCAGUGGUAGGCUAGCGAUGCAAGAGAGCUUAACCGAUCUUAAUCCAACAGGUGAUGGAUGGGGUGAUUUAGAAGGGGAGGAUUUACCCGGUUCAGAGCAUUAGUGUUUUUUAUAAUUAUUGUUUAUUUAUUUUUGACGGGUGUGUGUGAGUUGACCCGGUACUGGGAUGAAUUUUUCAUGAAUUUUGGGCUUUAGAGAAAGAUGAAUGGAAAGGAAUUGUACGGGGAACCCCGUUGAUAUGCAAGAGAACUGAUAUGCACUAGUAUUUUACCUAUCACAAACAUGUAAACUUGCUAGCCUACUUUAGAAUUUUACGUUACAUACAAUGCCAGAAUGAUCAAAGC
Spizellomyces punctatus DAOM BR117 is the source of this 3451-nucleotide messenger RNA. Its product is annotated as SCY1 protein kinase. Gene Ontology annotation, cellular component: cytoplasm. Lineage: Eukaryota; Fungi; Chytridiomycota; Chytridiomycetes; Spizellomycetales; Spizellomycetaceae. The record is from RefSeq and is a predicted model, not a curated record. Bases 109 to 3210 code for a protein of 1033 amino acids. Gene Ontology annotation, molecular function: protein kinase activity; ATP binding. Gene Ontology annotation, biological process: tRNA export from nucleus; protein phosphorylation. The transcript has 11 exons.